AUGGCGACACAAGCAGGCUCUAACAGGGCAACCUCAAGUUUGAAGGAGAAGCCGAUGGCGGUACGGACAGCAAAUAUCAUUGCUGCCAGAGCUGUUGCCGAUGCCAUCAGGACUUCACUGGGACCUAGAGGAAUGGACAAGAUGAUUCAGAAUGGAAAGGGUCACACACUGAUUACAAACGAUGGCCACACAAUCUUGAAAGAUAUGGCCGUAAUGCACCCAGCCGCGAAGAUGUUGGUAGAUCUGUCAGCUGCGCAGGAUGUUGAGGCUGGUGAUGGUACUACUUCGGUAGUAGUUAUCGCCGGAAGUCUUUUGGGUGCUGCACAGAAGCUGCUUGGGAAAGGUAUCCAUCCUACAAUCAUCGCCGAAUCCUUCCAGAGGGCGGCGGCGAAGGCGGUUGAGAUCUUGACAGAGAUGUCCACUCCCGUGGCUCUGACCGACCGCCAAUCCCUCCUCCAGGCCGCCAGUACAUCAUUGUCCAGUAAGAUCGUCUCUCAAUACUCCUCGCUUCUCGGCCCAAUGGCUGUUGAUGCCGUGCUAAAGGUCAUCAAUCCUGCCAUCGCUGAGAACGUUGAUCUCAACAACAUCCGCAUUGUAAAGAAAGUCGGAGGAACCAUUGACGAUACAGAGCUCGUGGACGGCCUGGUUUUGACCCAAAAUGUUAUUAAGGCCUCGGGGGGACCAUCAAGGAUGGAGAAGGCCAGGAUCGGUUUGAUUCAGUUCCAGUUGUCACCGCCGAAGCCUGAUAUGGAGAACCAAAUUGUCGUCAAUGACUACCGCCAAAUGGAUAAGAUUUUGAAGGAGGAGCGAACAUACUUGCUCAACAUGUGCAAGAAAAUCAAGAAGGCCAAGUGCAAUGUCUUGUUUAUUCAAAAGUCAAUUCUUAGAGAUGCCGUCAACGACCUUUCGUUGCAUUUCCUCGCUAAGCUUAAUAUCCUUGCUAUUAAGGAUAUUGAACGUGAUGAAGUGGAAUUUAUUUGCAAGAGCACCGGAUGCAAGCCCAUUGCCGAUAUCGAUUCAUUCACAGAAGAUAAGCUUGGUUCAGCAGAUCUUGUUGAGGAGGUUCAAUCUGCUGGAGCACGUAUCGUCAAGGUCACUGGUGUAAAGGCAGCUGGCCAAACCGUCUCUGUUCUUUGCAGAGGUGCCAACUCUAUGAUUUUGGAUGAGGCCGAGCGUUCCCUGCAUGAUGCUCUUUGCGUUAUCAGGUGUCUUGUCAAGAAGAAGGCUCUCAUUGCUGGUGGUGGUGCACCCGAAAUCGAGGUCUCUCGCGCGUUGAUGAAAGCUGCCCAGACUAUCGAAGGCACUGAAUCUGUGUGUUGGUCUGCUUUUGCGGAAGCUCUCGAAGUGAUCCCGACAACCCUCGCUGAGAAUGCCGGUCUUAAUAGUAUUCGUGUUGUGACUGAAUUGAGGAAUAGACAUGAGAAGGGUGAGAAGAGUGCAGGUGUCAGUGUCAGGAGAGGUGCAGUCACAAACAUCAUUGACGAGAACGUUCUGCAGCCUUUGUUAGUUUCUACUAGUGCCAUUGAAUUGGCUGCGGAAACUUGUAAGAUGAUUUUGAGGAUAGAUGAUAUCGCGCUCUCUCGUUAG
Molecule: messenger RNA, 1587 nt
Organism: Morchella importuna
Lineage: Eukaryota; Fungi; Ascomycota; Pezizomycetes; Pezizales; Morchellaceae
Exons: 8
Coding region: 1-1587 (528 amino acids)
Biological process (GO): protein folding
Cellular component (GO): chaperonin-containing T-complex
Molecular function (GO): ATP-dependent protein folding chaperone; ATP hydrolysis activity; ATP binding
Source: RefSeq, a predicted model, not a curated record